Messenger RNA from Trametes versicolor FP-101664 SS1, 924 nucleotides. Its product is annotated as DNA 5'-adenosine monophosphate hydrolase. Gene Ontology annotation, biological process: single strand break repair; double-strand break repair. Gene Ontology annotation, cellular component: nucleus. NCBI's taxonomy places the organism in Eukaryota, Fungi, Basidiomycota, Agaricomycetes, Polyporales, Polyporaceae. Gene Ontology annotation, molecular function: DNA 5'-adenosine monophosphate hydrolase activity; single-stranded DNA binding; single-strand break-containing DNA binding. The coding region runs from base 1 to 924 and encodes 307 amino acids. The record is from RefSeq and is a predicted model, not a curated record. The transcript has 3 exons.
AUGCCCAGCCCAGGCGGCUCCUACUCGCAGCUGCGCACCUACGCCAUGAUGGACCCGCUCAAGAUCCCCGACGCCAUUCGGCUCUGCCACACCGACACCUCCAUCACGAUCCACGACAAGUGGCCGAAGGGCAUGUACCACGCGCUGGUCCUCCCGCGCGUCCUGCCGCCCUACACCAUGCACGACCUCGCGGACCUGCGCACCGUGCUCGCGCUCCCGCGCGCCCAGGCGCACGCGCUGCUCCUGGGCCUGAAACGCGACGCGCUCGAGGCGAAGAAGGUCAUCGAGAACGAGAUGGAGCUCACGCACAGUUUCGCGUGGGAGAUCCGCAUGGGCUUCCACGCGCUGCCCUCGGUGGAGCAUUUGCAUUUGCACCUCAUCUCGAGCGACAUGAUCGGCGAGGCGUUCAAGACGAAGAAGCACAUGAACUCGUUCCAUCCGAAGAUGGGCUUCUUUCUCGAUAUUGACGAGGUCCUUCGGUGGUUCGAGCCGGACAUCGAGCCGUCCUGGUUCGCUAUGGUCGCAGCGCUUGACAAGAAAACGUAUGCGCCCAUCCUGAAAGAGGACAUGCGGUGCCCCAUUUGCGAGGCAACACACGCGACCGUCCCGAAGCUGCGCAAGCACCUCACCGCGCACUUCCAGAAGAUGAAGGACGAGGCGACGGAGCGCGAGCUCGCGAAGCUCAUGGCUAUGAACUACGACGACCCCAACCUCCUGCAGGUCGCCCCGGAGCCUGAUGAGCCAACGGAUGCUGCGGCGGAGGGAGAGGGAGAGGCUGAUGCUGCUGAGAGCAGCACCUCUACGGAAAACGGCUUGAAGCGCAAGCAUGGCGAGGGCGAUGGGCCGGAGGUCAUUGACGUUGAUGCCCUGCCCGAGCCGCCGCAGGCGAAAAGGCAGCAAGUUGCGGCUCCCAGUGACUCGUAA